UUCAAGGUUCAAAUCUUUUGCACAAAUAUUCUUAACCGGCCAAAAAGCAAAAGCUAUACGUAGAUGGUAAAGAAUCUUCAGUGCAAUGUAGUCCAAAAGGAAAUUCAACAAAGAAAGAAAAAGAAAUUAUGGGGGGUCUGUCUUGAAAGGUGAUUGUUCAUCAAGUUAAGUACCUUUAAUUUCUUAUCUCCUCCGACUAAGCUCCCACUACUCAGAUUCACUUUUUCUCUUUACUCUGUUUUAGUUUCACACUCUAUAUAACAACUCUUAUAGACACUAAAGAGCUCUCCUUUUUUUCCUUCACUGCGAAAACUAAUUCAAUAAUGUGAUACUGAUUACACACAAAACAAUAACAAUGGCUUCAACUUCAACCCAGAAAUUGAUUGUGGAGGUUGUUGAUGCGAGAAAUCUGUUGCCGAAAGAUGGACAAGGUACUUCCAGUCCUUAUGUUGUGAUUGAUUUUUAUGGACAGAGGAGGAGGACGCAGACAGCUGUUCGGGAUUUGAAUCCGAGCUGGAAUGAGGUUCUCGAGUUCAAUGUUGGUAAGCCAUCUAAUGUGUUCGACGAUAUGCUUGAACUAGAUGUUUAUCAUGAUAAGAAUUAUGGGCCGACCCGGAGGAACAAUUUUCUGGGUCGGAUUCGGUUGAGUUCGAGGCAGUUUGUGAGGAAAGGAGAGGAAGCGUUGAUUUAUUACACUCUGGAGAGAAAAAGCUUGCUCAGUUGGAUUCAGGGCGAAAUUGGGUUGAAGAUUUAUUAUGCCGCUGAAGUAAUACCAAUUCCGUCUCCUCCGCAGUCACCACCACCGCCAGCAGGGGAAGUUAAGGUGGAAAAGAAAGCGGAUGGACCAGCAGCAGCAGAAGAUGCGGCUGCAGCGCCACGGUCUGAACAGUCUGUUGGUCCCGCGACAGAUGAUGCAAAAUCUGAUACGCCUGCGGAAGUUGGACCCACCAUAGAGCCUGCUAAAGCCGAGCCACCAACUGAGUCACCAGCGGAUGAUGCAAAGCCAAAGGAAGAGCCACCAGCUGAUGCUGCGGCUCCACCAGAGACUGAAAAGCCUCCGGAAUCAGAGCAACCGCCCACUCCUCCUCCUGAUACGAAUGCGAGUCCAAUCGAUCAACCGCCAGAAACAGCAGAUGAGACGUCGGAGACAGCUGAGGAGGACAUUGUUUUGGAGCCGAUGGCUAAGAGGGUGCUACCACAACCAGAAGUGAUGGCUGCAUCAGUUUCAGGGUCAAUUCCGGAGGUCAAAGUAACCAGAAUAAACGGUCCACAACCCAUUUCGAGAUCACCAUCGACGUUCUCCUUGGAGUCUCAGGAAAGUGUUCAACUCGAACGGUCAUCGUUUGAUCUAGUUGACAAGAUGCACUACCUCUUCGUUCGUGCGGUGAAAGCACGAUCCCUCCCUACAAAGGGCAGUCCUGUCGUAAAGAUUGCCGUUUCCGGCACCCAAAUACAGUCAAAGCCUGCCCGUAAAGCGAUGUACUAUGAGUGGGACCAGACAUUCGCAUUUGGCCGCGACUCACCUGAAUCUUCCUCCAUUUUAGAGAUCUCAGUUUGGGACCCACCACUGGACGCUCCAUCUGAUGUGGCAGGUGUGAAUUUCUUAGGUGGCAUUUGCUUCGACGUGACGGAAAUCCCACUCCGAGACCCACCAGACAGCCCCUUGGCCCCACAAUGGUACAGGCUGGAAGGUGGAGGAGCCCACAAGGGCGACCUGAUGCUUGCCACGUGGGUGGGAACCCAAGCUGACGAGUCAUUUCCCGAUGCAUGGAAGACCGACACAGCCGGUAGCAUUCAUUCUCGAGCCAAAGUCUACCUCUCGCCGAAACUGUGGUACCUUAGAGCCACCGUGCUUGAAGCUCAAGACAUUUUGCCUUUAAUGGCGUUAAAGGAAGCGUCCUUUCAAAUUAAAGCACAGCUUGGCUUCCAAGUUCAGAAGACCAAAGCCGCCGUUACUCGUAACGGAGCUCCUGCUUGGAACGAAGACUUAAUAUUUGUAGCCGCCGAGCCAUUUAGUGACCACUUAAUUUUCACAAUCGAAUUCCGGCAACCGAAAGGACCAGUUACUCUUGGUCUAACAAGAAUACCGCUUACAGGCAUAGAGCGACGAGUCGAUGAUAGGAAAGUGACUUCGCGGUGGUUCAGCUUCGAAGAUCCAAACAACGGGAAAAUAGCAUACAAAGGUAGGGUCCAACUAAGGCUAUGCUUUGAUGGUGAAUAUCACGUGAUGGAUGAGGCGGCGCACUUGUGCAGUGAUUACCGUCCCACGGCGAGGCAGUUAUGGAAACCACCGGUCGGCACUAUUGAGUUCGGUAUAAUCGGGUGCAAAAAUCUGUCACCGAUGAAAACAAUCGACGGCAAAGGAUCCGUGGAUGCGUAUACGGUGGCUAAAUACGGUACCAAGUGGGUACGUACGCGUACAGUGUGCGACAGUUUGGAACCGAAGUGGAAUGAGCAGUACACGUGGAGGGUCUACGAUCCAUGCACGGUGUUAACCAUUGGUGUAUUUGAUAGUUGGGGUGUGUAUGAGAUCGACGGUUCAAAAGAGGCCACGCGUCCAGACUUACGUAUCGGUAAAGUAAGGAUACGUAUAUCUACUCUUGAAACCGGAAAAGUGUAUAGAAAUACGUAUCCACUGCUAGUGUUGGGAAAUGCUGGCAUGAAAAAAAUGGGUGAGAUAGAGGUGGCUGUACGGUUCGUCCGUGCAACUCCAACUCUAGAUUUCUUACACGUGUACUCACAGCCAUUGUUACCGUCGAUGCACCACAUAAAGCCUUUGGGGGUGGUACCGCAGGAGAUGUUGAGGAGCACGGCAGUAAAGAUCGUGGCCACACACUUGUCGCGAUCAGAGCCGCCGCUUAGACGUGAGGUUGUGCUUUACUUGCUUGAUGCGGACUCGCACACUUUCAGCAUGCGUAAAGUUCGUGCCAAUUGGGUUAGAAUUAUUAACGUACUUUCGGGUGUAGCUGAUAUCGUACGGUGGAUAGAGAAUACACGUUCGUGGAAGAAUCCAACGGCUACAAUACUUGUACAUGCACUGCUGGUGAUGCUGGUGUGGUUCCCUGAUUUGAUCAUUCCAACUUUAGCCUUCUAUGUUUUUGCGAUUGGAGUGUGGAAGUACAGGUUCCGGUCAAGGGACCCACUACCGCACUUCGAUCCUAAAAUCUCAUUGGCUGAUUCCAUUGACCGUGAUGAGCUGGACGAGGAGUUUGAUGUAGUGCCAAGCACUAGAUCACCGGAUGUGGUGCGAGCGAGAUAUGAUAAGCUGCGUACGCUCGGUGUACGUGUGCAGAAUGUAUUGGGUGAUUUCGCUGCACAAGGCGAGCGUGUACAAGCGUUGGUGACGUGGAGGGAUCCACGUGCGACGGGGAUGUUUGUGGGGCUGUGUUUUGUGGUGGCUUUGGUUCUCUACUUGGUACCAUCAAAGAUGGUUGCAAUGGCUUUUGGAUUCUAUUAUCUCCGCCAUCCGAUGUUCCGUGAUCGAUUGCCAUCACCGGCUUUGAACUUCUUUAGAAGACUACCUUCACUGUCCGAUCGAAUGAUGUGAAAACGUUGCAUGAUGCAAUGUUGUAGGAGAGAGUACCUGAUCAGUACUUAAUUAGUUUUUUGUAAUUUUAUUGCAGUUUAUAUUUUACGUAAUUCCACAUGAAGCACUUUAUCAUCCAUGCAAUCAAUAAGAUUAUAUGAAUAAGAAUUAAAGCGGAAAUUUAUUUUUAAUUCAAA
Messenger RNA from Tripterygium wilfordii, 3723 nucleotides. Its product is annotated as FT-interacting protein 7. The coding region runs from base 356 to 3547 and encodes 1063 amino acids. The record is from RefSeq and is a predicted model, not a curated record. The transcript has a single exon. NCBI's taxonomy places the organism in Eukaryota, Viridiplantae, Streptophyta, Magnoliopsida, Celastrales, Celastraceae.